AUGUAUACCAUCACUUUCCUCCUAUUCUCCAUUUGGAUCUUUCUACUGUACAGGCGAUACAGCAACAGACCGCCAACUGGCACGAAGGCCGCGCCAGGUCCUGCUGGUCUUCCGGUUCUUGGGAAUGCACAUCAAUUGGGCCAGCAACCGCACCAGCAAAUCACCGCGUGGGCUCGCGAGUACGGCGAAGUCUACAAAAUCCGUUUGGGCUGGAACGACUGGUACAUGAUUUGUUCUCCCGAAGCAUGCAAGGAGAUUCUGGAUAAACAAUCUGCCCAUACAAGCUCUCGAACGCCGUUGCCGGUAUCUGGUGAUGCACUUGGUGGUGGCAUGCGAUUCCUGUUUAUGGAAUACGGACCGGAAUGGCGGAAGCUGAGAGGCAUCAGUCAUAAGCUUUUGACACCUGCUGUCAGUGCGACGUUCAAGCCCAGUCAGGAUUUUGAGGCGAAGAUGUUGCUUGAAGAGAUACUGAAGGGUGCAGAUGCAGCGCAAGGGAAUGGAGUUAGCUACAAGGCCAUUCGAAGAUACACUGUGAGCGUCAUCAUGACUAGCACGUAUGGGAGACGUAUUCCAGAAUGGGAUUGCGACGAAGUGCACGGUAUCUACGACAUAAUGAACGACUUUUCCACGAUCGCAAAACCAGGGACGUACCUAGCAGACACGCUUCCGUUUCUCGGCAAGCUUCCACCGCAACUACAAUGGUGGCGUAAGGCGGUCAAACCUUACUUUGACAAACAAGCCAAUUUGUGGAUGUCUUUCUGGAGUACACUCAAGACUCAGAUGGAGACCAAGCAGGCCCCGGAAUGCUUCGUCAAGCAAUUCAUCGAGAGCGAUUACGAGAAGCAGGGUAUCAGUGAACUGCAGGCGGCGUUCUUAGCUGGUAGCAUGAUCGAAGCGGGCAGUGAGACAACAUCCGCGGCACUCAACACUGCUAUUCUCUACCUCAACGCGAACCCGGACGCACGACAGAGAGCAAUCGACGAAAUCAGAGGUGUCAUUCCACCUUCUCGGUCACCAACAUUUGAAGACGAACCGGGACUGCCCUUUAUCCGUGCCAUCGUCAAAGAGACUCUACGCUUACGCCCCGUCACUAACAUCGGUACACCACAUUACACGACUGCGCCUAUAACCUACAAAGGCAUCCACAUACCUGCCAAGUCAGUCGUAUGUCUACAACAAUACCCGAUACACUACGACUCCAACGUGUUCGAGGACCCUCAUAGCUUCAAGCCCGAGCGCUAUCUAAACCACCCUCAUGGAAGUGGACACUAUGCAGCCGGACCAGCUGCAAGCCGCGAUCACUGGGCUUUUGGUGCGGGCCGUAGGAUCUGCUCGGGCGUGCAUCUAGCCGAGAAUAGUAUGUUCAUCGUGCUAGCCAAGCUGUUAUGGGCUUUCGACAUCUUGCCGCCGCUAGAUCCACAUGGAAAUGAAGUGCAGGUAGAUACCAGCGAUGAAGCGUUUGAUGCUGUCGGAAGCACGACGAUGGCGAAGCCGUACGUGGUGAGAUGGAAGCCGCGCAGUGAGGAGACUAAGGAGACGAUCUCGAGAGAAGCGGCUGAAGCUAGGAGGGAUGGAUAUGUAUUGAGGGGUGUGCGUGUUGGUGAGGAAGGUGUUAAGCUAUAG
Messenger RNA from Alternaria metachromatica, 1623 nucleotides. RefSeq lists its product as uncharacterized. Lineage: Eukaryota; Fungi; Ascomycota; Dothideomycetes; Pleosporales; Pleosporaceae. Gene Ontology annotation, molecular function: monooxygenase activity; oxidoreductase activity, acting on paired donors, with incorporation or reduction of molecular oxygen; heme binding. The record is from RefSeq and is a predicted model, not a curated record. The transcript has 3 exons. Bases 1 to 1623 code for a protein of 540 amino acids.